Messenger RNA from Rotaria sp. Silwood2, 2373 nucleotides. The record is from the annotation of a GenBank genome assembly. NCBI's taxonomy places the organism in Eukaryota, Metazoa, Rotifera, Eurotatoria, Philodinida, Philodinidae.
AUGAGUAGCAGUUCAUGGCAACAUCCAUUUGUUAAUAUAUUUAAACAUUUUGAUAUAAGUUCAUCUAAAAGAUGUGUCAAACAAGGGGAUAUUUCUACGAUCAUAGAUCGUGAUCUGAAAUCAGUUGUAUAUCGUAUACGUGGUUUAGUACCAGAAAAUAAUUAUAUUCAAUUUCCAUCUGAAUCAUUAAAUCAAAAUCUUAUUUUAACAGGUCGUUUAUUUUAUGUAUUAUUUCGACCAAUAUAUGAUAAAUACUUUUGUAUACAUAUUGAUAUUCUAACACAUAAACAACAUCUUAUACGUAUUUCAUUAUCAAAUUUAUAUCGUGAAUUUAAAACAACACAAACAUCUAUUCAAUUUCCUUAUAUGACAACAGGUACAGAUAUUCAUUGGUCGGUGUUAUGUUUAGAUUUACAAACAAUUUUAUUAACAUAUAUGACAAAUGAACAUUAUCAUAUGAUAAAAUCAUUUCAAUUAUGUGGAAAUAUGUUUGUUAAAAAUUGUUUUACAUCACAAUUUUUAUAUGAACCUGGCAUUGAUAAUGAUACAGCUAAGCGAACAGGUCUAACACGUGCUGGUAUACGUUCAUUACCACGUGAAUUAUCAUAUCCAAUUGAUAAAAGUGAAACUUGGCAUGAUAAAUAUGAUUUUAUUAUGUUUCCAAGUAUGUCAUCAUUAAUGGGUAAAAAUCCUAAUGAACCAUUUGAUAAAGUUGGUAAUGUACGUUUACCAACACCAAGAAAAUUAAAAACAGAUGACCAAAAUUUAAAUCAAAUUGAGCAUGAUGAAUCAUUUCCAGUAACUGCUCAAACAACACUUGUUAAUGGACAAAUUAGUACAUCAAUAACUGAUUUAUCACAUAUUACACAUAGAUCUGUAUCUCCGGGAGAUAAUCAGCUCAAUUGGCGUACAUAUAAUAAUCCAGUUGAUCGUUUUCCAUCGUUACCAACUAUAAAUGAUUCUUCUAGUUCAUUUCAUAAUAAUAGUAAUGAUGGUAUUCAUCUAUUUGUUCAUCCAGAAUCGAUUCGAUCAGGGUGUUCAAUGACUGAUAAUUCUGAUAAUGAUCUUGCUUUAACAGCUGAUCAUUCUCAGCAAUCUCAUCAUCUUAAAACUCUUCUUCCAGAUCCAAUACUUCGUUUACAAACUGUUAUUGGUCUAAGCAGUGGUUUCAAUAAUUUAUUAUGGACACAAGAUGGUAAUUAUGUACUUUAUUCAUCACAUGCUAUUGUUGUUCAAAUGCAUAUUGAAACACAGCAACAAUGGUUUUUUAUUGGGCAUACAGAUAAAAUAAGUGCUAUUGCAUUUAAUAGUAAUUCAUCAUUAUUAGCAACAAUACAAACAGGACCCAAUGCUAUUCUUCGUUUAUGGAAAUUCGAAAAUCGUCGUUGUAUUUGUGCUAUUCGUGUUCUUAAUACACAUGAUUUACAUGCACUUGAUUUUGGAGUAGGAAGUUCUUCUUCAUCUCUUGUUGUUGUUGGUCACGAUGAACAAUCUCAUACAAUUAUUUCUGUUUAUAAUGUAUUAAAUGUAUCUAAAUAUUCCAUGGAAUUAAUAUGUCAAGCAAUAACAAAUGUAUCAAUAACACAUAUACGUUUUAUUCCAUAUGAUACAACUAAAUUUAUAUCGAUUGCUUUAGAUAAUAUACGUUUAUGGCGUAUUAGAAAUGAAAAUGAUUUAAAAUCAAUAAAUAUAUUAGUGAAUAAUAUUGAUCAUUUAGAAUAUAGUGAUUUACAAUUUCAACAUUUAUCUAAUAAUAAAUUAAAUGAUUUAAUUAUUUAUAUAGCAACAAAAUCAGGACAUAUAUUAGAAUUAUUAUAUGAUGAAAGAUGUAUAAUUAAAGUUCAUAAUUUAUCUGAUAAAAUUAUCAUGAAUAAAGGAUUAUUAUUUAGUAUAUCUGCAUUAGCAUGUACAAAUAAUUUUUUUAUAACAGGUUCUAAUGAUGGAUAUAUUCGUGUUUGGUCAAUAGAUUUUUCUCAAGUAUAUAUUGAAGCUAAAUAUGAUCAAACCAUUUGUGGUUUAGUCUCAUCAUAUGAUCAAACACGAAUAUUAAUUGUAACAAUAUCUGGAUCACUUAAUAUAUUAAAUCUUGUUACAAAAUCACAUUUAAAUUUAAUGCGUACACAUAUUAAAUCUAUCACUGAUAUUGAUUAUGAUGAUAUAAGAAAACAAUUAAUUAGUGUAGGACAAGAUGGUACAAUAAGAAUAUGGUGUUUUCGUACUGGUAAACAAUUAUCAGAGUUUACUUCAGAACGAGAAAUACCAUUGAUUGUUACAUAUACACCAAAUCGACAAAUAUUUGCUUGUGGAUUUAAUAAUGGAACAAUUAAAAUAUUUGAUUUAAAUACAUCAAUUAUAUUGAAUGAAAUCAAGUGA